CAACCAGAGAGAGAGAGAGGGACAGAGAGAGAGAGAGGACACUGACUGACUGACCAGCUUUCUGACUCCAACCCCAAACACGUCUUCUGAUCAAACUGCAGCGGCGACUUCAGGAGAAGAAACUCACACAAAGGGGUUUUGUCUUGUCUCCUGUUCACCCCCCUGUUGUCCUGUAGUCCGGUCUGUUGUUCUAAAGCUUCGGGAUGCAGACCCAGACGAUGCAGAACCUGACGAUGCAGAAUCAGAUGAUGCAGAACCAGAUGAUGCAGAGCGCGAUGAUGCAGAACCAGACGAUGCAGAACCUGACGAUGCAGAGCGCGAUGAUGCAGACAUCUGUAGACUAUAAUAAUGGAUACACGAUGCAGACAUCAGUAGACUAUAAUAAUGGAUACAGGACUCAGAUGCAGGAACAGCAGAAUAAUGACUACACCAUCCAGGAGGACGAGUGGGACAGAGACCUGCUCCUGGACCCCGCCUGGGAGAAACAGCAGAGAAAGACCUUUACAGCUUGGUGUAACUCUCACCUGAGAAAGGCCGGGACCGGGAUCGAAAACAUCGAGGAGGACUUCAGGAACGGACUGAAACUCAUGCUGCUGCUGGAAGUCAUUUCUGGUGAAAGACUUCCCAAACCAGACAGAGGGAAAAUGCGCUUCCACAAGAUUGCUAACGUCAACAAAGCUCUGGAGUACAUCACCAGCAAAGGAGUCAAGCUGGUCUCCAUUGGAGCUGAAGAGAUUGUGGAUGGAAACAUUAAGAUGACUCUGGGAAUGAUCUGGACCAUCAUCCUGCGCUUCGCCAUCCAAGACAUCUCAGUGGAAGAAACCUCUGCUAAGGAGGGUCUUCUUCUAUGGUGCCAGAGAAAGACUGCCCCCUACAGGAAUGUCAAUGUCCAGAACUUCCAUGUCAACUGGAAGGACGGCCUCGCGUUGUGUGCCCUGAUACACAGACACCGUCCUGACCUCAUCGACUAUGCCAAGCUCAACAAGGAUGACCCUCUGGGUAAUCUGAACCUGGCCUUUGAAGUGGCAGAGAAACACCUGGACAUCCCCAAGAUGUUGGAUGCUGAAGACAUCAUCAACACCCCCAAGCCCGAUGAGAGAGCUAUCAUGACCUAUGUCUCCUGCUUCUACCAUGCGUUUGCUGGAGCAGAACAGGCAGAGACAGCAGCAAAUCGUAUCUGUAAGAUUCUGGGGGUCAACCAGGAGAACGAGAACCUCAUGGAGGAAUAUGAGACACUGGCCAGUCAGCUGUUGGAGUGGAUCCGUCGUAUGACCCCGUGGCUAGAGAACAAGUCCCCGGAGACGACCAUGGCGGCCAUGCGUGGUAAACUGGAGGACUUCCGAGACUACCGUAGACAACACAAACCCCCCAAGGUGCAGGAGAAGUGUCAGCUGGAGAUCAACUUUAACACCCUGCAGACCAGGCUGAGGAUCUCUAACCGGCCCGCCUUCAUGCCCUCUGAGGGACGCAUGGUGUCAGACAUCACCAGCGCGUGGACGGGCCUGGAGCAGGCAGAGAAGGGCUAUGAGGAGUGGCUGCUGAGUGAGAUCAGGAGGCUGGAGCGUCUCAACCACCUGGCUGAGAAGUUCCAGAUGAAGGCUACUACCCACCAGGACUGGUCUGUAGGUAAGGACAGUGUGCUGUCUCAGAAGGACUACGAGUCCUGCUCUCUGACGGAGGUGAGAGCUCUGCUCAGGAAACACGAGGCCUUUGAGAGCGACCUGGCCGCUCACCAGGACAGAGUGGAACAGAUCGCUGCCAUCGCACAGGAACUAAAUGAGCUGGACUACCAUGCUGCCUCCCCCAUCAACGAGCGCUGCCAGGGCAUCUGUGACCAAUGGGACCAGCUGGGAACUCUCACCCAGAAGAGGAGGGAGAACCUGGAGAGGACGGAGAAGCUGCUGGAGACCAUCGACCAGCUGUUCCUGGAGUUCUCCAAGAGGUCAGCUCCAUUUAACAACUGGAUGGAAGGAGCCAUGGAGGAUCUGCAGGACAUGUUCAUAGUUCACACUGUGGAUGACAUCCAGAGCCUGAUCUCAGCCCAUGACCAGUUCAAGGCCACCCUGCCGGAGGCCGACUGUGAGAGACAGGCCAUUCUGAGCAUCUACACGGAGGUGCAGAAGAUCGCCCAGAGCUACGGCAUCUCUCCCAACCUCACCAACCCCUACAGUGACAUCACACCAGCAGAGAUAGGACUCAAAUGGGACAAGGUGAAGAAGCUGGUUCCCCAGAGAAACGGUAUUCUCCAGGAGGAAGUAGCCAGACAACACGCCAACGAACGUCUCAGACGUCAGUUUGCUGCCCAGGCCAACAUCAUCGGACCGUGGAUCCAGACCAGGAUGGAGGAGAUGGGUCGUAGUUCCGUUGACAUCGCAGGUUCUCUGGAGGACCAGAUGAGUCAACUGAAGCAGUUUGAACUGGUCAUCAUCAACUACAAGCCCAACAUCGACAAGCUAGAGGGAGACCAUCAACACAUCCAAGAGUUCCUGGUCUUCGACAACAAACACACCAACUACACCAUGGAGCAUAUCCGUGUGGGUUGGGAGCAGCUGUUGACCACCAUCGCUAGAACCAUCAAUGAGAUCGAGACCCAGAUUCUGACGCGUGACGCUAAGGGCAUCAGCCAGCAACAGAUGAACGAGUUCCGCCAGUCUUUCACUCACUUCGACAGGAAGAAGAAAGGAGGCAUGGAGACAGAUGACUUCAGAGCCUGUCUGAUCUCCAUGGGCUAUGAUCUGGGAGAGUCUGAGUUUGCACGCAUCAUGUCUCUAGUGGAUCCCAACGGGUCCAACAAGGUGACCUUCCAGUCCUUCGUUGACUUCAUGACUAGAGAGACGUCCGACUCAGACACCUCAGAGCAGGUCCUCGCCUCCUUCAAGAUCCUGGCUGCUGAUAAGCCCUUCAUCCUGCUGGAGGAGCUGCGUAGAGAGCUGCCCCCAGAACAGGCAGAGUACUGCAUCGCCAGGAUGCCCCUCUACAAUGGGCCUGAUGGGGUCCCAGGGGCCCUGGACUACACUGUCUUCUCCACUGCCCUCUACGGGGAGAGCGACCUCUAGCUUCACACUCCAGAAAUGCACCCUGACCUCGUAUCAGUCUCGCACCAUUUUUGUUCCACACAUUUACAUUGAAAUGGAUUCAUAUUUUGACCGGUACUAAAAGGUAGUUAUGUUUGAGAAAUACAAAAGCAUUUUAAAGCCGUUUCAUGAGUGUAUGAUUUCUAAAGAGUAGGGAGAAAUAUUUAUUUCAAAGGACUGAGCAGGAUUCAUUCACUGGAUAAAAAAAGAUGACUCAGUAAAUGUGAAAUUACAUGUGAUUCACAUAAAAGUAACUUACACAUUAAAAGUAACUUACACAUAAAAGUAACUUACACAUAAAAAGUAACUUACACAUAAAAGUAACUUACACAUAAAAGUAACUUACACAUAAAAAGUAACUUACACAUAAAAGUAACUUACACAUAAAAAGUAACUUACACAUAAUAGUAACUUACACAUAAAAAGUAACUUACACAUAAAAAGUAGCUUACACAUAAAAGUAACUUACACAUAAGAAAAAGUUACACAAAGUUACACAUAAAAAGUAACUUACACAUAAAAAGUAACUUACACAUUAAAAGUAGCUUACACAUUAAAAGUAACUUGCACAUAAAAAGUAACUUACACAAGAAGCGCUACUAAGUUAUUUGCUAGUUACCGUUGGAGACCUAAAGAUACGAAGUGAUGAGAAGCUUGUAUUGUAACAGUGUUUGCACUCUUCUAAAUUAUUACAUAAAAAACAGGGGACGGUUUUGCCUCAUCUGUUCAGUGCCUAAAAUGAAUGAAAAAUGACCCAGUAUGCUAGUCUGGUCCCAGAUCUGAUCUCACUAGCCUGGUCCCAGAUCUGAUCUCACCUAGUCUGGUCCCAGAUCUGAUCUCACUAGCCUGGUCCCAGAUCUGAUCUCACCUAGCCUGGUCCCAGAUCUGAUCUCACCUAGUCUGGUCCCAGAUCUGAUCUCACUAGCCUGGUCCCAGAUCUGAUCUCACUAGCCUGGACCCAGAUCUGAUCUCACAGCCUGGUCCCAGAUCUGAUCUCACAGCCUGGUCCCAGAUCUGAUCUCACAGCCUGGUCCCAGAUCUAAUCUCACUAGCCUGGUCCCAGAUCUGAUCUUGCCAGCCUGACCCCAGAUCUGAUCUCUCUAGCCUGAGCCCAGAUCUGAUCUCGCCAGCCUGGCCCCAGAUCUGUUUGUGCUCUAAUUCACCCAGGCUACAUUAUAAUCCAUCCAGGCUGCAUUAUAAUCCACCCAGGCUACAUUAUAAUCCACCCAGGCUGCAUUAUAAUCCACCCAGGCUACAUUAUAAUCCACCCAGGCUACAUUAUAAUCCACCCAGGCUACAUUAUAAUACACCAAGGCUACAUUAUAAUCCCCCCAGGCUACAUUAUAAUCCAUCCAGGCUGCAUUAUAAUCCACCCAGGCUACAUUAUAAUUCACCCAGGCUACAUUAUAAUCCACCCAGGCUACAUUAUAAUCCACCCAGGCUACAUUAUAAUCCACCCAGGCUACAUUACAAUCCACCCAGGCUACAUUAUAAUUCACCCAGGCUACAUUAUAAUCCACCCAGGCUACAUUAUAAUCCACCCAGGCUACCAGUAUGUCAGAACUGCAGUGCUGUUUAUUGUCAAAACGAGUGAAAACUUGUGUUUCAUGAUUGGAGUCGAGUUUCCCCUAAAGGCUCAUGUUGAGUCAGUCUAGCAUUUCUCCCAUUAAUGUUUAGGGUUAAGCUUGGGGGAGGAGAAGCUGAUCCUAGGUCUGUACCGAGGGGAAACUUUCACCCCCAGAGACUCAUGAUUGGACAGUAACUAGGCUGUGUUUGAUGCCAGAAACAAAAUAAUGUAACUGUAAAAUAACAAACUGUUUGUCUGGGUAAAACUACAAUCUUAGUCUCCUCAAGAACGCUGGUGUGGAAUCUGAAGCUAUGAAGAGUUUCUAGUGUAAGACGAAGGAGCAGAAAAUAAACUCAGUGA
Messenger RNA from Salvelinus fontinalis (brook trout), 5001 nucleotides. Its product is annotated as alpha-actinin-2-like. Bases 204 to 3056 code for a protein of 950 amino acids. Lineage: Eukaryota; Metazoa; Chordata; Actinopteri; Salmoniformes; Salmonidae. The transcript is spliced from 21 exons. The record is from RefSeq and is a predicted model, not a curated record. Gene Ontology annotation, cellular component: cell junction; plasma membrane; cortical actin cytoskeleton. Gene Ontology annotation, molecular function: actin filament binding; calcium ion binding. Gene Ontology annotation, biological process: actin cytoskeleton organization; muscle cell development.